GCAAAAUAUUUACUCAAAGAGCCGAUAAGCCAGUUUCCCGACCGAAAAUGGAUUGCGAGAAUUACACGCCGGACGGGUAAAAACGGUAGAUUUUAAUGCGAUAUGCGACCGAUGCUUCGAGCACUCCAACAGCAGAUCGUAGUGAUUAGAAAAAAUAUCGUAACCUUGCCUAAAACCAGAUACAUGCACGAGUACUUGGCAACACCAUCGCGACGUCGUUUUCACACAAAUAAUAACGGCAGUUCCGAUAACUUAAAGGAUCUUUUUAAUAACAGCUUGAAAAAUAUGAGUGUUCAGAGUACCGUUGAAGAUUUGACGCAGAUUUGCAUUGAGCUGAAGAGAGUGGUCGAUGCUGCUAAGGACGACGACGAGAAAGAAAAAAUAGUACUGAAGCAUAUAAAAUCUUACGCUGACACUGGCCUUCGUGUUAGUGACUUUGCAAAAGGUCUGGAAUGGUUCAAUGUCUCUGAAAGUUUAUUCAUAUACAAACAUCUUGCUGGAAAAAUUGUCAUUUUAGAUUUCUUUACUUACUGUUGUAUCAAUUGUAUGCACAUAUUACCAGAUCUUAAUGCCUUAGAAAAACGUUUUUCCAUAAAAGAUGGUCUUGUUGUUGUUGGUGUACAUAGUGCAAAAUUUGCUAAUGAAAGGGAUUCUAAUAAAAUAGUUGCAGCUGUUCAAAGAUAUAAUAUAGGACAUCCCGUUGUAAAUGAUGCCAAACUUUUGAUGUGGCGAGAUAUUGGGAUUGUUUGUUGGCCAAGCUUAGUUAUGUUAGGUCCGAAAGGGCAGCCUCUAUUUGUUUUUGUUGGUGAAGGGCAUAAAGAUGAAUUAUUUUUAUAUACAAAAAUAGCUGUAAAGUACUUUAAAUCAUUGAAACAAAUUUGUAAUGAUCCUAUUCCACUCAAACUUGCUCAACAUAUUUUACCAAUGAACAAAGGCAGCUUAUUAUUCCCUGGAAAAGUUCAUGCAUUUAAAGCAGAAUCUGGAGAAAAAUUAGUAGUCUCAGACACUGGAAAUAACAGAAUUUUAAUUAUGGGCAAGGAUGGCAAAGUUGAACAUGUGGUUGGUGGAUAUUCUCCAGGAUUUAGAGAUGAUAAUUUUGAAGCAGCUAGGUUUAAUGCACCUCAGGGUAUUUGUGUAUUGAAGGACGUUGUGUUUGUUGCUGACAAUGAAAAUCAUACAAUCAGGAAAAUUAGCUUGAAAGACAAAACUGUCACAACUAUUGCUGGAAAUGGAUCCCAAGGGCAUGAUUAUACCGGUGGCAAGAUAGGAAAGGAACAAGCAUUAUCAUCUCCAUGGGAUGUGGCUAUUUAUCAACAUGAACAGAAUGGACAAACAGUUCCAGUUCUGAUAAUAGCUAUUGCAGGAACACAUCAAAUUUGGGCUUACUUUUUAGAAGAUACCACUUGGUGGAAAAAUAAGCAAUACAAGGCUGGGACAUGUGCUAAUAUAGUUGGAAAUGGACGAGAAGCUAAUAGAAAUAAUUCUUACCCUCACGCUGCAAGUUUAGCUCAACCAUCAGGAUUGGCUGUAGCUCAAGAAUUGAAAUCGGUGUUCUUUGCCGACAGUGAAAGUAGCACUGUUAGAAGAGUAUGUUUAGAUGAUGGAAAAGUUAUGCCUGUUUGUGGAGCUGACAAUAAUCCACAAAAUCUUCAUUGCUUUGGCGAUCAAGACGGUAAAAAGUAUUCAGCUAAAUUACAGCAUCCUUUGGGUGUAGCUUGGAACAGUGUUGAAAAAAUGGUAUACAUUGCCGACACCUACAAUCACAAAAUCAAGAAAACCGACAGCGAGGGUAAUUGCACGACAGUGUGUGCUACUGAAAAGGCAUACAAACAUAAUUCUUUCGAUGAACCAAGUGGAUUAGCGGUGAGCCAUAAUGGAGAAACGUUAUACAUUGCCGAUACGAAUAAUCACUGCAUCAAGGCCCUCGAUUUGAAAAAUGUUCAAAAUAUUAGCAUCAUUCCCAUCGACCUACCUGCAGAAGUGUGGAAUAGAGGUGAAAAUACAUACAAUUUCACUUCCAAAGUUAGUACAAACGACGCCGAUCUAUGCAUUUCAUUUGCUCUUAUUUUCAAAGAUGAUUUAAAAUUAAAUGCUGAAGCUCCGCAAAGAUGGGCUUUACAGUUACCGUCCAAUGAUUGGAAAGCUGUAGAAUCAAAUGGCGAUCUGUCAACUCCAUUGUCGAUAAAAAUACCACAGGGUAUCGAACAAAAGCAGAUGCACAUUAUGCUGGACGUAAUGGCAUGUCGUGCCACCGAAUGUAUUCCGAAGAAAUUAUCGAUUGUUUACACUAUUGUUAGAGAUGCUGGCGCGUCAGUAAAUGUUGUAGAGAAGAAGCAAUUGAAUAUUAAAUAAAAAUCAUGUUUUUAAAAUUGAAAUUUUAAUGCGAGCAAUAAUCGUGAUAUACAAUCGUAAUAUCACUAUUUUAUUCUAACGAAACAAUUUUACUGCUUUUUUUAAGAUUCUCAUUUUUUUUUAAUUUUAUUUAUACAUAUUUGAACUAGGCCAGUGUUUAAAAU
Messenger RNA from Phymastichus coffea, 2516 nucleotides. RefSeq names its product NHL repeat-containing protein 2. NCBI's taxonomy places the organism in Eukaryota, Metazoa, Arthropoda, Insecta, Hymenoptera, Eulophidae. Bases 103 to 2352 code for a protein of 749 amino acids. The transcript has 10 exons. The record is from RefSeq and is a predicted model, not a curated record. Gene Ontology annotation, molecular function: protein binding.